AUGUCGGACUCAGAUGAUGAAAGUUCUCAUUUUAAGGAUAAUCCUAACUUCGAAGAAUGGUGCGAUACCAUUUCAGAAUACCUAUUCGAAUUAAAUGGAUGCCUCGCCACUAUGAAUCAUUUUAUCAGUGCUUUAGAAAAGAAUGUAUCACAAGGUAAAACUAAUAGUAAAGUUAUCGAGAAUAUAAAUACCAAGACUCUUCAACUUAUAGAAAAGAGUAAAGGGUUGGUUUCAUCCAUAAAUGAGUAUAUUCAUAAAGUAAAUGCGUUGGAAGAAACAACAUUGGAUAAACCACACUUAAUUACCAGGGAGAAGUUGACUAGGGAUGUCAAAUUCUCAAUUCAAGAGUUUACGAAAUAUCAACAGGAGUUUUUGGCAGUUACCAGAAGGAUAAACGCUGUAGCCAAGGAUGCCUUAAAACAAGAAGAGGACAAGCAAAGCCACUCUUUCUCCGAACAAAUAUUGUUAGAAGAUGAGGAAAGAUCGCAGCAACAACAGCGCCAGAAGACACAACAAUCACAGGUAGUAAUCGAACGGGAGCCAAUAAAUAAUGAAGAAUUUGCCUAUCAACAACAUCUCAUAAGGGAAAGAGAUCAAGAGAUUUCAAAUAUUGAAAGAGGUAUCACAGAAUUAAAUGGUAUAUUUAAAGAUUUGGGUGGAUUAGUACAACAACAAGGGCAACUUGUCGAUAGUAUAGAGGCUAAUUUGUACAAUGUUGCAGACAAUACUAGGAGUGCAGCAAACGAGCUAAACAGAGCUAUGAGAUCUGGGAGUAGUACUCGCAAAUUAAAACUAUACUUCUUAUUAAUAUUACUAUUCUUUUUACUAUUGACAACACUAGCAGUAUUUAGUUGA
Kluyveromyces marxianus DMKU3-1042 is the source of this 855-nucleotide messenger RNA. It is a transcript of the gene PEP12, whose product is annotated as SNAP receptor PEP12. Lineage: Eukaryota; Fungi; Ascomycota; Saccharomycetes; Saccharomycetales; Saccharomycetaceae. The record is from RefSeq and is a predicted model, not a curated record. The coding region runs from base 1 to 855 and encodes 284 amino acids. The transcript has a single exon. Gene Ontology annotation, biological process: Golgi to vacuole transport; intracellular protein transport; vesicle fusion. Gene Ontology annotation, cellular component: endomembrane system; SNARE complex; membrane. Gene Ontology annotation, molecular function: SNARE binding; SNAP receptor activity.